Molecule: messenger RNA, 4294 nt
Organism: Scophthalmus maximus (turbot)
Lineage: Eukaryota; Metazoa; Chordata; Actinopteri; Pleuronectiformes; Scophthalmidae
Gene: cry2
Product: cryptochrome circadian regulator 2
Exons: 12
Coding region: 173-2215 (680 amino acids)
Biological process (GO): circadian regulation of gene expression; negative regulation of DNA-templated transcription; entrainment of circadian clock by photoperiod
Cellular component (GO): cytoplasm; nucleus
Molecular function (GO): FAD binding; DNA binding
Source: RefSeq, a predicted model, not a curated record
CCCGCCCCCUGUGUGUUGGUUGCGUUUGACAGCCAAAGGAAAGUUUCUCUCGGAGUCUCCGACACCUCGCGACUGAUCCACACUCGGCCUCGUCCCUCCUCUACGGAAUCUGUCGGUGUUCCUCUUCUUUCUUUUUCUAAACCCAAGAAUGGAAUAAAGACGGGGAACAACCAUGGUGGUGAACUCGGUGCACUGGUUUCGUAAGUGUCUGCGGCUGCACGACAACCCGGGGCUGCAGGAGGCCCUGAACGGAGCAGACACCGUCCGCUGUGUUUAUAUCCUGGACCCGUGGUUCGCGGGCGCCGCCAACGUGGGAAUCAACCGAUGGAGGUUCCUGCUGGAGGCUCUGGAGGAUCUGGACAACAGUCUGAAGAAGCUCAACUCCAGGCUGUUUGUGAUCCGAGGGCAGCCCACCGAUGUUUUCCCGAGGCUCUUUAAGGAGUGGAAGGUGACCAGGUUUUCGUUUGAAUACGACCCCGAGCCGUACGGGAAGGAGCGGGACGGCGCCAUCAUCAAGAUGGCCCAGGAGUUCGGAGUGGAGCCCGUCGUGAGGAACUCGCACACCCUCUAUAACCUGGACAGGAUCAUCGAGAUGAACAACAACAGCCCCCCUCUGACCUUCAAGCGCUUUCAGACCAUCGUGAGCCGACUGGAGUUGCCACGGCGACCCCUGCCGCCCGUCACCCAGCAGCAGAUGGACCAGUGCCGCACCAAGAUAUCGGACAACCACGACCAGCUCUACAGUAUCCCGUCGCUGGAGGAGCUCGGUUUCAGGACGGCUGGUUUACCUGCAGCUGUGUUCAGGGGAGGAGAGUCCGAGGCCCUGGACCGACUCAACAAACAUCUGGACAAGAAGGUGUGGGUGGCGAACUUCGAGCACCCUCGGGUCAACACCUGCUCUCUGUACGCGAGUCCCACCGGCCUCAGCCCCUACCUGCGCUUCGGCUGCCUGUCCUGCAGGGUUCUAUACUACAACCUCCGGGAGCUCUACAUGAAGCUGCGUAAGCGCUGCAGUCCUCCCCUGUCGCUGUUCGGCCAGCUGCUGUGGAGGGAGUUCUUCUACACCGCCGCCACCAACAACCCCAACUUUGACCGCAUGGACGGCAACCCCAUCUGCGUCCAGAUCCCGUGGGACCAGAAUCCCGAGGCGCUGGCCAAGUGGGCCGAGGGCCGGACGGGUUUCCCCUGGAUCGACGCCAUCAUGACCCAGCUGCGGCAGGAGGGCUGGAUCCACCACCUGGCCCGGCACGCCGUGGCCUGCUUCCUCACCCGGGGAGACAUGUGGAUCAGCUGGGAGAGCGGCAUGAAGGUGUUUGAGGAGCUGCUGCUGGACGCAGACUGGAGCGUGAACGCCGGCAGCUGGAUGUGGUUGUCCUGCAGCGCCUUCUUCCAGCAGUUCUUCCACUGCUACUGUCCCGUCGGCUUCGGACGGAGAACGGACCCGUCGGGAGACUACAUCAGGCGUUACAUCCCCGUCCUGAAGGACUUCCCCAACCGGUACAUCUACGAGCCCUGGAACGCCCCCGAGUCUGUGCAGAAGGCGGCCAACUGCGUGGUGGGGGUGAACUAUCCCAAGCCGAUGAUUAACCACGCGGAGAGCAGCCGGCUCAACAUCGAGAGGAUGAAGCAGGUCUACCAGCAGCUGUCCCACUACAGAGGCCUCAGUCUUCUCGCGUCGGUACCAACAAUCCAGGAGGAGGCGGAGCCACCGAUGACGGACGAGUCUCAGACGAGCAGCGGACCUGGCUCUCCUCUCGGAGACGAGUUCGACACCGAAGCGGCUCCUGAUUCGUCCACGGUUGAGGUCUGUGCGUCGUCCACCUUCGUCUCACAUCCGGAGCUGAACGACCCGCUGACGCUCUGCGCCUCCUCGGGCUCACAACAGCCACCGACGCCCCCCGCCCCUCUUCACUCUGCGGCUCCUCUCUCCCCGACCUCGCCGUCCGCCCUGACUCCUCCUCCAUCAAUGUCCAAACCUUCCUCCCCGUUGUCCUCCUCCUCCUCCUCAUGUCCCGCCAUGUCCCCGGCCCCGAGUCCCGCCGCCGGCGUCCUGGCUCACCAGACUUUUCCCAAGAGAAAAGGCGUCGCACGCAAGAUGCGGCGCAGCAUCAGCCAGAGGCAGCGAGCCCGGCUGGGUGGCGGCGCCCCCUCAGGACGGGAGGAGGUGGGAGGCGACGAGAGGAUGGAGGAGGAGACUUCUGGAUAUCAGCAGUGACACGAGACGUCACGUCUUCAAACGUCCAGAGUCGGGCGACUGCACACAUGAACACACACAAACACCACAACACGUGGAUCAGUACAAAAAGCAUCUAACUCACAAUUCACUCCAGAAUGAAACAAGUAAAACUCAUUUGGACACGUUCGGUCCAGAGCGACAAAAUAAUUCUUAUACGACGAAAACAAAAAGGUCAUAACACUAUAAAGUAUUUCAGGUGAGUGAUGAGAAACUUUCUCUUGUACAGUUUCGUCUCCGAGACACUAAACGUCGUCGUCGUACUGACCCGCUCCGCUCGUCCCGACGCUCCUUCUCCUCCGUGUUCCGGGAAAGUGACUCAAAGCUGCAGGUUUUUGACACUUUACAGUAAUAAUUUUUGUAGAAUUGUGUCUUUAUGAGAUUUAAUAAGUUGUGUGGGAGUUACAAACCAGAUCGUCCCGGGUUCUGGACAGUACAGGGCUAAAAAAAAAAUUUGCACAUAAACAAACUCCUCUUCUUCAGAUUCACUGUCCUCGGCUCAAAUGUAUUAAAAUGUUAUUUUUUAAUGUCGUAGUUCCUCUCACUGUACAGUUGUGGUUUGUAUUCAGUGAUGGAGAAAAGGUUUUGGUUCUCGUUGUGACUUGUGGCCCCUCAUGGAAAAUUGUUGGGUAUUUCUGUUCAUGUGACCCUGAUGAUAUCGUUCAGGACCAUUUUUUAAUUUUCUCCCAAUGAAGCUGAAAUAUUCCAUAUAUGGGCGCCGCCAUCUUAAUAAUAAUAAUAUUUAUCAUACAUUUUAUUCAUGUGCUCCUAAAACCAGAACGUGAACAUACAUCAGUGUCAUAAGAACUAUCCACAAUGAGAGAAACCAUCUUUGACAAACAUUUAUUAAACGUCAACUUUGAUUAUUUCUUUAGUUUGGCCCCAUCUGCUAACAUGGGAGGGGGAGGGGCUUAUGACCUUUGCUGCAGCCAGACACCAGGGGGCGAUCAGAAUGUUUUGGCUUCCCUUUAGAGGAGCCGUCACGUCAUCCAUCUUUAUUCACAGUCACUUCAAUGUGACUGUUUUAAUAUCUGAGGUCAGUUAGGGAACAUAAUGUUUUUGGGUCCUUUUUUCCUUGUCCUCUUUAUUUCAUAAACACUCGGCUCUGAUUGGACGUCGCUCUAGUCGGUGAAGUUGUAGCAGUUGAUGAUUGAAACACUAAGUUAAUGAGACAAAUUAAUUCGAGACACUUUAGCUGCGGCACACGGGGGGAAAUAUGAAGGUGAGACCAAAAAGUUUUUACAAUUUGCCAUAUAAUAGUUUUUUAUCUUGGUAAUUGAAAAUGCUGCUUUUGUGGGAAAAAAGAAAAGAAUGUAGAGAGAAAAUGGCGUGUCGCUCUCCCCCAUAUAUGUUGAACAGAGUUUGUAUAUAAAAUAUAUAAAACCAUUUCCUGUCUUGUUUACUGACGGUCUGUUUGAGGGGGUUUCACAAAGACAAAUUCUGCACAUUUUAAGAUUUUCAUAAUCUCUUAAUCUGCCGGUAAUUUUGCGGAUUAAUUGAUCAAUAAUUAAUCUGUAAAUCGUCAGAAAAGGACAAAGUUUGCUUUUUAAAAAAAAGGCCAGUUUUAUUCAUCCACAUAACAAAUGUAAUUGUUUUAAUGUUAAGUAAGUAAAUCUGAUGAGAAAAGCACUUUAUCUUGAAAUCAACUGUCAAUCAUCAUUUGUAUUCUAUUCUAUAUAUUCUAUAAAAUGAAAUAUUCCGCCCUAAAACUGGAUGGAAGCUUACACUGAGUUUAUUUUCUCUACAAACAUAAAUAAAUAAUGGAAAUGUCAGAAUUGGUUUCCCACUAAUAUAAAAAAAGAUUCAACAUUUUUCUUUGAGAGAAACCAAAGUCGAACACCAAGAAAAAAUGCAAAUAUGAUUUUUAAUGCGUUGCACAUAGUGUUGAUGAAUGUAGCAUGUGCUUGUGAAACCUCCUGACUGUCGCCUGGAUGUGUCAAAGUUUCCCCACAGAUGGAUUUUAUUUUUUUUAAGACAGACCUCGGCCUGUAGGGGGCGCCACACCGCUGGUGUUCAGGGCAAAGUGGGAAGCUCGUGAAGUUUGUUUUAAAUCCUGGAGGG